Messenger RNA from Penicillium bovifimosum, 183 nucleotides. RefSeq lists its product as uncharacterized. The record is from RefSeq and is a predicted model, not a curated record. The coding region runs from base 1 to 183 and encodes 60 amino acids. Lineage: Eukaryota; Fungi; Ascomycota; Eurotiomycetes; Eurotiales; Aspergillaceae. The transcript has 2 exons.
AUGCAAAAACAAAAACAUACAACAGUGUGGAUUCGCUGGUGGUCACCCACCCAACUACUAACUCACCGGCGUGUGGCUUAUGUGCGGCCAGUAGUCGGGUGGGUGUCGCCAGGAAUGUCAUUGGAUCGUACUUUGGCCUCUGAAACGCUCAGCAUCUUGGCACCUGCACAUAGCCACAAUUAG